Molecule: messenger RNA, 1785 nt
Organism: Moneuplotes crassus
Lineage: Eukaryota; Ciliophora; Spirotrichea; Euplotida; Euplotidae
Source: the annotation of a GenBank genome assembly
GUUAAAUAGAUGAAUAGCACCAAGCGUAGGAAAAGUCUUUUUAGUUGCUGAUUUGGAAGGAAGUCUAAAAAGAAGGUACUUCCUGAAGAGGAAACAGAAGGAAACCAGGAGUUUUAGACAUCGUAAUACUCUCAUUGAGUCAAACUUGGCUAAGAAUCACUCUAAUCUUAAUGAGAUGCUAUCCAAAAGAAACAAUAGUACCAUCCCAAGAAGAGGAAUCAAAGCAAAAUGUCUGCUUCCACCUUCGAAGGAAUCAGAUAAGAAAACCUUGAUCUUGGAUCUUGAUGAAACUUGUGCUCACUCUUCGUUCAGUGAAUUUAAAAAUUCUAAUUUUAAGCAGAGGAUAGUUUAUGAAGGCAUUCCCUAUACAAUUCAUGUUUUGAAAAGGCCUCAUCUGCAAGAGUUUUUGAAGCGAAUGUCAAAGUUGUACGAAAUCAUUUUCUACACAGCAAGCGUUAGAGAAUAUGCUGACCUCGUUUUAGAUUAUAUCGAUCCUGAGGACAUCGGUUCUGCAAGACUCUUUAGAGAAGAUUGAAGACAUAUCGAGGGCAGUUUUGUUAAAGACCUUAGUAAUCUAGGAAGGGACUUAAAAUAAAACAGUUAUUAUUGACAACUCACCUAUUGCAUAUUGUCUGAAUCCAAACAACGGACUUCCUAUAAAGAGUUUUUAUGAUGAUAUAAAUGACGAAGAAUUACUACAUAUGAUUCCUGUGCUUGAGCAUCUAGAUACUGUGGAUAAUAUACAAGAAUUUAUAGAAGAGCAAAUGCUAAAUAUUGCUUCAAACUGAAAUUGGGUGGCUCCUUCUCCAAAACGCACUGCUUCGAUAACAAAAGAGCCGACCAAUGAUGAAAAAUCUAUUACGAGAAAUAUGAAAUAUUCUAGCCCUGAAGUAGAAGAUUUUAAGGAAAAUAUAGGAGCUUGUGAUGAUGAACUUAAACUAGAAGAUAUCAGUGAAGGAAACACCAACAACGACCAAGAUUCAAAAGUAUUAGAAAAGUAUGACUUCAGUUCUCUUUCUAAGCCAAAGGGAAUGCUUGCUAGAUAUAAUGAACUCAGUGCUGUCAGGAGACCUACUGAUGAGAUCAAGGAAGCUACUGAAGAUGCAUAUCAGAUAGGCCAGGGAAGUCAGACAGAGGAUAAUUUCACCUCUGGUAUUACUCCUAAUCUCAAGCAUCAGCACAUUUCGAGCGAGAAUUUGAGGUACAAUCAAGUAUCUUUGAAAAAUACCAUAGAACAUAAUCUCAAGACGAGGGUAAAAUCUCCAGAUGAUGCCCAGUUUAGAUUAAGCAAAAUUGUGCAAAAUUCUCUCAAUGGAUUGAAUAACGAAAGAGUCUUGCAUAAAUGAGGGAAAAUCCGGGAGAAAAUGUCAAAAGAUACUGACAAAUAAACUUACUCAGAAAAGUUUAGUUGAGAUACUAUCCAACUCUGCUUCUACCAACAUUGUUGGUGUUACAAGAAGUGUUGAUGAUAAAACCAAGAAGCAUGAAAAGAGAGAAUCUGUUAUCCAAAAUCUGCUUAAAUAAAGAUACAGGGAAUAAUAACUUAAAUAGGGCAACUGAAUCUGAAGCAGAGAGAGGCAAGGAUGGCGAAGAGGAAAAGACUAUUGAAGAGGAUGUACCAACCAAGGUGAACUUUAAUAUUGAUAACAAGCUGGCAAAUUUUGAUAAAUUUGGUGCUUUUAAACCUCUAUCAAAGGAACACACAUAUCAGAAGAAUAAAAAUAAUCUAGAUAUAAUGGAAAUUAAACAAAUAGAGACCUAAUAGAAUCAGAGCACCAACAUUGU